Messenger RNA from Canariomyces notabilis, 1330 nucleotides. Its product is annotated as GTP-binding protein 1. Gene Ontology annotation, cellular component: cytoplasm. Gene Ontology annotation, biological process: cytoplasmic translation. Gene Ontology annotation, molecular function: GTP binding; GTPase activity. NCBI's taxonomy places the organism in Eukaryota, Fungi, Ascomycota, Sordariomycetes, Sordariales, Chaetomiaceae. The record is from RefSeq and is a predicted model, not a curated record. Bases 40 to 1152 code for a protein of 370 amino acids. The transcript has 6 exons.
AACAGAAAGGAAUAUCAUAUCAGCCUUUCGCCAUCCAAAAUGGUGAACAUCACAGAGAAGAUAAAGGAGAUUGAGGAGGAGAUGAGGAGAACCCAAAAAAACAAGGCAACAGAAUAUCAUCUGGGUCUCCUGAAGGGCAAGUUGGCACGACUUCGCGCGCAGUUGUUAGAGCCAACUGGCGGGAGUGGUGGAGGGGGUGCGGGCUUCGACGUGAGCAAGAGCGGCGAUGCGCGGAUAGCCCUAGUGGGGUUCCCUUCAGUGGGCAAGUCAACGUUCCUCUCAAAGGUCACGAAAACGAAGUCAGAGGUAGCCUCGUACGCCUUCACAACGCUCACAGCCAUCCCCGGCGUCCUCGAGUAUGGGGGUGCCGAAAUUCAAUUGCUCGAUCUGCCGGGUAUUAUCGAAGGGGCAGCUGAAGGGAAGGGCAGGGGUCGUCAGGUCAUCUCGGCGGCAAAGACCAGCGAUUUGAUCCUUAUGGUUCUUGAUGCAACAAAGCGAGCCGAGCAGAGGGCACUGCUGGAAGCCGAGCUAGAAGCUGUAGGGAUCCGGCUGAACCGAGAACCACCAAACAUUUAUCUGAAACCGAAGAAGGCGGGCGGGAUGAAGAUCACCUUCCAGUCCCCGCCAAAGGGUCUCGACGAGAAGAUGAUUCAGAACAUCUUGCGCGACUACAAGCUCCUGAACUGCGAGGUGCUCGUGCGCGACGAGAAUGCCACUGUUGACGACCUCAUUGAUGUCAUCAUGAAGGACCACCGCAAGUACAUCAAGUGCCUAUACGUCUACAACAAGAUUGACAGCGUCUCGCUCGACUUUCUGGACAAGCUGGCGCGAGAGCCGCACACGGUUGUCAUGAGCUGCGAGCUGGAUCUGGGCAUUCAAGACGUCAUCGACCGGUGCUGGAAAGAGCUCAACCUGAUACGCAUAUACACAAAGCGGAAAGGAAUUGACCCGGAUUUUAGCGAGGCCCUGAUUGUGAGGAACAACAGCACCAUUGAGGACGUAUGCGACCGCAUCCACAGAACGCUCAAAGACACAUUCAAGUACGCCCUGGUCUGGGGCGCCAGUGCGCGGCAUAUCCCGCAGAGGGUAGGACUGGGUCAUGUGGUGGCGGACGAGGAUGUUGUGUACAUAGUCAGCGGGUGGAAGGCAUGAGAGUCCGACUGGGGAAAGGGGCAGAGGAUGGGAAGAGCGUAUCACAUAGCGGUAUAACAUUGACCGACCAUCAUGGCCAUACGAAGAAAACGUGGUAAGCCUUGUUACCGUGUAGAUGUGUAGCUUUCUCGUCAUAACAAGUCGUAACGACCCUCACUCCGGGCCAAGGUGAUAAUCA